Messenger RNA from Symbiodinium necroappetens, 354 nucleotides. Lineage: Eukaryota; Dinophyceae; Suessiales; Symbiodiniaceae. The record is from the annotation of a GenBank genome assembly.
AUGGAGGGAUUUGCCAUUCCGGCCCUGGUUUCUGCUGUCGCUUUUGCGGCAACGAGCUCCGGUCUUUUGCACCCUCCGGCCUCGGUUGCCCUGCCAUUCAUUGCCUGCACUUCCCGUGAUUUCACUGCUGUUGGAGGCCUGGCUGCCCUGUGGCUCUGCUUGCGCGUGUUCCUGCAGGGCGAUCUCACGCUCCAUUUCCUCAAGGUCUCGCGCACUUUGCACCAGCCACGGCCAGAAUAUGCCGGGUUUGAGAAGCACGAGGACUGCCGGUUUGGAUGCGGAGCAUCGCAACAAGGUAGCAACACAAUGUGUGUAGGCUCAUUCUUUCAAGGCCGGGUUGUGGCAGAGCUGUAG